Messenger RNA from Symbiodinium natans, 1296 nucleotides. The record is from the annotation of a GenBank genome assembly. Lineage: Eukaryota; Dinophyceae; Suessiales; Symbiodiniaceae.
AUGCCGGGAGCUCCCUUCUUCAUCUGCCAGAUGCGCCUGAUACACAUGGACACCGGCCUGGAGAUCCCUGAUGACAGCGUCAACUGGGAGUGGCUGGAGAGAGGCUCCCUUCAGUACGUGGUUCUGGAUGUGAUGUCCUUUGCUCUCGACGAACUUCCGCCCAGCGAAUCCUUGGUCUUGGGUUACACAGAUCUCCACCAGUUGCUGCACCCAAAACUCCUUAUCAGGUGUGCCUUCAGUAUUUGCAAGCAGCGGGGCCAAGCCUUCUGCGAGCACGUCUUUGGCGCCUGGGGCUCGGCAAUGCGGAGCCUUCCGCGGACCGAGGUGAACUCACAGCUCUUUGGCAAGACAUUCCUCACCCGCUGUCUGGACCUUCUUCACGCAGUCGACAGAGAUGUGGAGGACAUCAUGCGUGACAAGUAUCGUGGCGCAGGCGUUCGUUUUCAUCUAGAUGUUUCGGACUUCCAUGACAAGCGCUGGCCAGGGGAUCCCUUCGAAGACUUCCUUCACCAGACUUUUGCAGGCUUGGUCAUCGAGCUCGUCAGGGAGAAGAUGGAUGUUGGAACUGUGGAAAGAACCUUCAACUUCCACAAGUGCGAGACAGAGAAAAUCAAUCUUUGGAGGCUCGUGAGGGGGGAGAAGUACCCCUACAGGAACCGCUCGUCGGGUUAUUGGGGGGGUCUGCGUUUUGGGCUGGGAGCGGACCUCAUGAUGGCGCUGAUCGACAAAGGUCUGCCAAGAUGGUGCUGGGCUGGUUGCUUGGGCCCUUUCAAUGACAAUCUUCUCCAGUACACCAUUGAACCAGCAAGUCAUGUAGCUGCCAUGGACGGCAAAGACGCAGCGCAAGGAAGGCUUUGCAUAUAUCUAGCUCAAAGACUUGACGUUGAAGAGCUGUGCCAUCGGAAUCAGGAUGGCAGAAGUGCGUUGUCCUACGCUGAGGAGUUUGCAGAGCACUUCGAAUCGGGGCCUUUUCGGAGGGACCCAGAUCAAGCUGUCUGGAUUCAAGUACGAGACGUGAUCAGGCAGGAGAUGGAGGCCCACGUCAGGGCGUUUCAGGGCGACCUGCUUGCCUUGGUCGACCUCACGCGAUCCGUGCGAGCAGGCCUUUGUGGUGAUGCCGAUGCUCUCGAGUCGCUUCCAGCCUUCGAAGAUGAGCUUUGGCUGCGCGCUGCCCUGGUCCGUGACGAGUGGCUGAGGAUGGGCUGGACGUUCCGCGAGGGCAGCGCCGACCAGCAGAUUUCUGAGGUUCUGAGCUGGCACUACCAGGCGGUGGGGCAGGGCUUGCGACAUCUCUAG